Molecule: messenger RNA, 675 nt
Organism: Pteropus alecto (black flying fox)
Lineage: Eukaryota; Metazoa; Chordata; Mammalia; Chiroptera; Pteropodidae
Gene: GLIPR1L1
Product: GLIPR1 like 1
Exons: 5
Coding region: 1-675 (224 amino acids)
Cellular component (GO): extracellular region
Source: RefSeq, a predicted model, not a curated record
AUGGUUUUCAGGAAGAAAUUAAGUUGUUUAUGGACCUUAGGUCUCUGUUUGGUAGCCAGUAAAUCGUCUCCCAGAAACCCUACAAUCACAGACCAGAGUUUCAUAGACCAGUGCGUCAACGUCCACAACGAAUUGCGUGGCCAAGUCAACCCCGCCGCGGCCGACAUGAAACACAUGACUUGGGAUGAAGGUUUAGCAAUGAUUGCUGAAGCAUGGGCAAAAAAGUGCAAAUUUCAACACAACACCUGUAUAGGAAAAUCAUUUGAAUGCCAUCCAACUUUUCAAUAUAUUGGAGAAAAUAUCUGGUUAGGAGGAUUAAGCAUGUUUUCACCAAAAUCUGCUAUUCUUGCUUGGUAUAAUGAAACUAGAAUGUUUGAUUAUAGUACUCUUUCAUGUACUGGAAUUUGUGGCCAUUAUACACAGGUAGUUUGGGCCAAUUCAUAUAAAAUUGGUUGUGCACUUGAAAUGUGUCCUAAUCUUGGGAGCGCUGACACUGCAAUAUUUGUAUGUAACUAUGGACCUGCGGGAAAUUUUCCAAAUAUGCCCCCUUACACUCAAGGAGAAUCCUGCUCUUUGUGUGAAGAAAAAGAAACUUGCGUAAAUAAGCUCUGCCGAAACAAAGAACUUGAUAAACCUGAAAGUAUGUAUAAAAAUAUUUCAGCUUUGAUUCAAUAA